AUGGCUGCAGUUCCUCCGGCACUCGGCAGCCGGCAGCGACCCUUUCGGCCCCAGGCAGACGGCCGUGGCUGCUCCUUUGGCGGACGGAUGCGGCGAAUACUCCAUGACAGUCAAACUUGUGGUGGUCUGGUACAAGGCCUUAAUGGAACUAUAGAGAGUCCCGGCUUUCCCCAUGGCUACCCCAACUACGCCAACUGUACAUGGAUCAUAGUCACCGGAGAGCGAAACCGGAUACAGUUGUCAUUCCACACCUUUGCUCUGGAGGAGGACUUUGACAUUGUCUCCAUCUAUGAUGGACAGCCACAGCCGGGCAACCUGAAGAUGAGGUUGUCGGGCUUCAUGUUGCCGUCACCCAUCGUAAGCUCUGGGUCGAUACUGGCACUGUGGUUCACUACAGAUUUUGCAGUGAGUGCCCAAGGAUUUAAAGCAAUCUAUGAAGUGCUACCAAGUCACACGUGUGGAAAUCCAGGUUUGAUCCCGAGAGGAAUAAUCCACGGGAGUAGGUACAACGUUGGUGACAAGAUCCGCUACAGUUGUGUGAUGGGAUAUGUGCUGGAGGGGCACGCGGUGCUCACGUGUAUAGUGAGCCCAGGAAGUGGUGCAUCAUGGGAUUUCCCAGCACCUUUUUGCAGAGCUGAAGGAGCUUGUGGCGGGACGUUAAGAGGAACAACAGGGACAAUAUCAAGUCCCCACUAUCCUUCAGAGUAUGAAAACAAUGCAGACUGCACAUGGAGUAUUCUAGCAGAGCCAGGAGACACCAUCGCCCUGGUCUUCACAGACUUCCAGCUGGAGGACCGAUAUGACUUUCUAGAGAUCAGUGGCACAGAAGCGCCAUCAAUAUGGCUCACUGGAAUGAAUCUGCCGUCUCCUGUCAUUAGUAGCAAGAAUUGGCUGCGGCUUCAUUUCACGUCUGACAGCAACCAUCGCAGGAAAGGAUUUAGUGCCCAGUACCAAGUGAAGAAGGCCAUCGAGUUGAAAUCCAGAGGGGUGAAAAUGCUUCCGAACAAGGAUACAAGCCACAAAAACGCAGUCUUAAGCCAAGGAGGGAUGGCAGCGAAUAUUUGUCCAGAUCCUGGGAUUCCUGAAAAUGGCAAAAGAACUGGCUCGAGCUUCCAGGUCGGAGCCAGCAUCCAGUUUUCCUGCGACGACAGCUACGUACUGCAGGGAUCAAAGAGCAUCACAUGUCAGCGAGUGACUGAGACGCUGGCAGCCUGGAGUGACCACAGGCCUAUCUGUCGCACUCGAACCUGUGGCUCUAAUCUGAGGGGCCCGAAAGGCAUUAUAACAUCUCCAAAUUACCCCGUCCAGUAUGAGAACAAUGCACACUGCGUUUGGGUCAUAACAGCGGUGGAUCCAGAGAAGGUCAUCAAGCUGGCUUUUGAAGAGUUUGAUCUGGAGCGAGCAUAUGACACAUUAACAGUGGGUGACGGAGGAAAGAUAGGUGAUGCCCGACGAGUGCUUUACGUUCUCACAGGCUCCAGCGUGCCUGAUUUGAUUGUGAGCAUGAGCAACCAGAUGUGGCUUCAUCUGCAGUCCGAUGACACGAUCGGAUCGCAAGGUUUCAAGGCUGUAUAUGAAGAGAUCGACAAAGGAGGAUGUGGAGACCCAGGCGUGCCUGCAUACGGAAAGCGAACUGGAAACAGUUUUUUACAUAGUGACAUGCUGACCUUUGAGUGCCAGGCUGCUUUUGAGUUGGUUGGGGAGAGGACAAUAUCAUGCCAGCAGAAUAACCAGUGGUCUGGAAACAAACCCAGCUGCGUCUUCUCCUGCUUCUUCAAUUUCACCACUCCAUCAGGCAUCAUCCUCUCGCCAAACUACCCAGAGGAAUAUGGAAACAACAUGAACUGUGUGUGGCUCAUUAUAGCCGAGCCGGGCAAUCGGAUCCAUCUCAUUUUCAGUGACUUUGAGUUGGAGCCUCAGUUCGACUAUCUCAUCGUGAAAGACGAAGGGAUGCCGGAGCCCACCAUGUUUGGGACAUUCUCUGGGAAGGAUGUACCCUCACAGAUUGCAAGCAAUGGCCAUAUAAUGCGCUUGGAGUUCCAGUCGGACCAUUCCAACACGGGAAAAGGGUUUAAUAUCACCUACACAACAUUUGGUCAGAAUGAAUGCCAUGACCCUGGUAUCCCCGUCAAUGGCCAGCGCUUUGGAGAGCACUUCUUACUGGGCAGCUCAGUGCUCUUCACAUGCGAUGAGGGCUUCAUCAAGACCCACGGAUCCGAAUCCAUCACCUGUGUCAUCCAGGACGGAAAUGUGGUGUGGAAUGCGGCCGUCCCUCGGUGUGAAGCUCCAUGUGGCGGACAUCUAACGGCUCCCAUGGGAGUUCUGCUGUCCCCCGGAUGGCCCGGAUACUACAAAGACUCCCUCAACUGUGAAUGGGUGAUUGAAGCCAGAAAGGAUCAUGCCAUCAAGAUCUCUUUUGACAGGUUUCAGACGGAGGUUAAUUACGACACGCUAGAGAUUCGGGACGGGCCCUCCAACUCUUCUCCUCUGAUUGGCGAGUACCAUGGCACUCAGGCCCCCCACUUUCUCAUUAGCACCAGCAAUUACAUGUACCUGCUCUUCACCACCGACAACAGUCGCUCAAGUGAAGGGUUCCAGAUACGCUACGAGAGCAUUAUGAUGGAAACAGAUUCGUGUUUAGAUCCUGGGAUCCCGGUGAAUGGGAAGAGGCAUGGGAAUAAUUUCGCCAUCGGCUCCAGGGUGACGUUCAGCUGUGAUCAAGGCUACACUCUGAGCGAUGAAGAGCCCAUCGUGUGUGAGAGGAACCAUCAAUGGAACCACGCUCUGCCCAGCUGUGAUGCUCUGUGUGGGGGUUAUAUCUAUGGAAAAACCGGAACUGUUUUGUCCCCUGGUUUUCCCGAUUUCUACCCAAACUCUCUGAACUGCACAUGGACUAUUGAGGUGUCCCAUGGCAAAGGAGUUCAGCUUCUCUUCCACACGUUCCACCUGGAAGACUCCCAUGAUUACUUGCUCAUUACCGAGGACGGCAGCUUCACCGAGCCGGUGGCCAGACUCACGGGCUCCGUCCUGCCCCCCUCCAUCAAAGCCGGCCUAAUCGGCAACUUCAGUGUCCAGCUACGCUUCGUCUCGGACUUCUCCAUGUCGUACGAGGGCUUCAAUAUCACCUUCUCUGAGUACAGCCUGGAGCCGUGCGAGGACCCAGGAGUGCCCGCUUACAGCAGGAGAGUGGGCUUCCAGUUCGGGGUACGCGACUCCCUGGUAUUUUCCUGUUUCGCAGGCUACCGUCUGGAGGGCGAGAGUAAGAUCACUUGCUUGGGCGGAGGGCGGAGGGUGUGGAGUGCCCCCCUGCCCAGGUGUGUAGCCGAGUGUGGAGCCACCUCUGUGGGCAGUCAGGGUGUACUACUGUCACCCAAUUACCCGGCUAAUUAUGACAACAACCACGAGUGCAUCUACCACAUUGAGACGGAUAGAGGCAAGGGAAUCCAGAUCACAGCCACCACAUUCCAGCUUCAUGAAGGAGAUUUCCUCAAGGUUUAUGAUGGUCAAGAUACUUCAUCAAGACUACUGGGCAAUUUUACAAAAACCGACAUGUCUGACGUCAUCCUCAACAGUACGUCAAACCAUCUCUGGAUGGAGUUCAACAGCAAUGGUACCGGUACCAGCAAAGGAUUCAAGCUGUUAUACAGUAGUUUUGACCUUGUCAAAUGUGAGGAGCCCGGAACACCUAAUUAUGGCUACAAAAUCCAAGAUGACGGUCAUUUCACAGACACAUUUGUCUUGUACAGCUGCAAUCCUGGAUACACGCUGCAUGGUAGCAGCACGUUGACGUGUCUCAGUGGAGAUCGCAGAGUUUGGGACAAACCACUGCCAUCCUGCGUUGCGGAGUGCGGAGGACACAUUAGCGGUGCCACAUCUGGCCGAAUUCUGUCUCCUGGUUACCCAGCGCCCUAUGACAACAACCUUCACUGCACCUGGUCCAUUGAGGCAGAUACAGGCAAAACAAUCAGUCUCCACUUUAUAGUGUUUGACACGGAGGUGGACCAUGACAUUCUGAAGGUUUGGGACGGGCCAGCUGAGAGUGGCAUUCUGCUGAAAGAAUGGAGUGGAUCACUUUUACCUGAAGACACACACAGCACCUUUAACAUCCUCACACUGCAGUUUGACAGUGAUUACUUCAUCAGCAAGUCUGGUUUCUCCAUACAGUUCUCUACUACAGUUGCCACGACCUGCAACGACCCUGGGAGCCCUCAGAAUGGAACACGCUAUGGAGAUAGUAGAGAGCCAGGCGACACCAUUUCCUUUCAGUGUGACCCCGGCUACCAAAUCCUGGGAGUAUCUGAAAUCACAUGCGUCCAGCUUAACAGCCGAUUUUACUGGCAGCCAGAUCCCCCCACCUGCAUUGCUACCUGCGGGGGCAAUGUGACAGGACCUGCUGGGGUAAUUCUAUCACCCAACUAUCCCCAACCCUACCCGCCAGGAAAGGAGUGUGACUGGAGGAUAAAAGUCAACCCUGACUUUGUCAUUGCUUUAAUCUUCAAAAGUUUCAACAUGGAGCCCAGUUAUGACUUUCUGCACAUCUAUGAGGGUGAGGACUCCAAUGGACCCCUGAUCAUCAGUCUGCAGGGUAAUCAGGUCCCUGAGCGAAUUGAGAGCAGUGGAAACAGUCUCUUCCUGGCCUUCCGCAGCGAUGCCUCUCUGGGGAUGUCUGGCUUUGCCAUUGAAUACAAAGAGAAGCCAAGAGAAGCAUGCUUUGACCCUGGAAACAUUAUGAACGGAACCAGAUUGGCAAUGGACUACAAGCUAGGAUCAACAGUGACAUAUCAGUGUGAUUCGGGUUACACCAUUGCAGGGCCGCCCACUCUCACCUGCAUCAUUGGGGCUGAUGGGAAGCCUGUAUGGGACAAAGCUUUGCCUACAUGUAAAGCACCAUGUGGUGGGCAGUACUCUGGAUCAGAAGGGGUGGUAUUAUCCCCAAAUUACCCUCUCAACUACACUACAGGACAGACCUGCUCAUACUACAUUACAGUGUCUGGAGAAUUUGUGGUGUUUGGGCAAUUUGCCUAUUUCCAGACAGCCAUGAACGACUCCGUUGAGCUGUUUGAUGGCCCCAAUCAGAAUUCCAGGCUGCUAAGCUCCCUGGCUGGCUCUCAUUCCGGGGAAACCUUGCCCUUGGCCACCUCCAACCAAAUCAUGCUGAGGUUCAGCGCGAAAAGCAGCCCGUCCGCCAAAGGUUUCCAUUUUGCUUACCAAGCUGUUCCACGCACCAGUGAUACCCAGUGUAGCUCCAUCCCAGAGCCUAGAUACGGCAGGCGGAUUGGGUCAGAAUUCUCAGCUGGCUCCAUUGUUCGUUUCGAGUGCAACCCAGGAUACCUCCUCCAGGGAUCCAAAGCUAUCAAGUGCCAUGUGGUCCCCAACGCACUGGCACAGUGGAAUGACACCAUCCCGAAUUGUAUAGUUCCAUGCAGCGGGAAUCUGACAGAACGGCGAGGUACCAUCCUCUCCCCCGGGUUCCCCGAGCCAUAUGGGAACAGCCUGAACUGUGUUUGGAAGAUCAGUGUUACAGAGGGAUCUGGUAUCCAGAUUCAAGUCAUGAGCUUUGCCACUGAACAUAACUGGGACUCAUUAGAAAUCUACGAUGGUGGCGAUAUGACCGCGCCCAAGCUUGGGAGCUUUUCAGGUACUACAGCUCCAGCCUUGUUGAACAGCACGUCCAACCAGCUUUACCUGCACUUCCAUACAGAUAUUAGUGUCGUCGCAGCAGGAUUUCACCUUGAGUACAAAACCGUGGGUCUUACUACCUGCCCAGAUCCCGUGGUCCCAGCCAACGGCAUCAAGAAUGGGGACAGGUACAUGGUGAAUGAGGUGGUGUCAUUCAGCUGUGAGCCAGGCUAUGUUCUUCAGGGACAUUCUCACAUAACAUGUAUGCCAGGGACCGUGAGACGCUGGAAUUAUCCCCCUCCACUGUGCAUUGCAAAGUGUGGAGGAACACUGUAUGAUAUGAGUAAUGUGAUCCUGAGCCCAGGGUUUCCUGGGAACUACCCUGGUAACUUGGACUGCACCUGGAGAAUCAUGCUGCCCAUUGGAUACGGGGCGCACAUCCAAUUUCUCAACUUCACCUCUGAGGACAAUCAUGAUUUUUUAGAGGUUCGCAACGGGCCGCACCACAGCAGUUCUCUGAUUGGUCAGUUCAGCGGGAGCCACAUCCCGCCUCCUCUGCUGAGCAGCACGCACGAAACCGUUAUACACUUCUACAGCGACCACUCGGAAAACAGACAAGGCUUCAAACUUAAUUACCAAGCAUAUGAAUUGCAAAAUUGUCAAGACCCAUAUCCAUUCCACAAUGGCUACAUCAUCAACAGCGAUUUCAAUGCAGGCCAAUCUAUAACGUUUGAAUGCUUCCCUGGAUAUGUGUUGGAUGGCCAUUCUGUGCUAACAUGUCAGCACGGAAUCAACAGGAAGUGGAACCACCCUUUUCCUCGCUGUGAAGCUCCCUGUGGCUACAAUGUGACAGCUCCAAACGGCACCAUCUUCUCUCCCGAGUACCCAAAUGAGUAUCCAAACUCUCAGGACUGCACUUGGCUCAUCACCGUGCCUCAUGGUCAUGGCGUUUACAUCAACUUCACCCUCCUCCAAACAGAGCCUGUUACAGACUACAUUGCUGUCUGGGACGGCCCAGAGCAAAGUUACCCACAGCUGGGGAUUUUCAGCGGCAACACGGCCCUCGAGUCAGCCUACAGCACUUUCAAUCAGGUUCUAAUCAAGUUCCACAGCGACUUCUCCACAAGUGGAUUAUUUGUCCUCAAUUUUCAUGCUUAUCGGCUCAAGAAGUGCCCACCUCCUCCUUCGGUUGAACAAGCAGAGAUUUUAUAUGAAGACCAGGACUAUGAAAUCGGUGACGUUGUGAGGUACCGCUGCUUUCCAGGAUUCACAUUGAUUGGUGAUGAUGAGCUGACCUGUAAACUGAACUCUCACCUGCAGUUUGAGGGCCCACCACCAGCGUGUGAAGCUCAGUGUCCUGCCAAUGAGGAGCGGUCUGCCUCGUCUGGUGUCAUCCUGAGUCCAGGCUUCCCUAAAAACUACCCAAACUCUCAGACCUGCUCUUGGAUCAUCAGAGUGCUGCCGACCUUCACCAUUGCCAUUUACGUGGAGAUGUUCCAGAGCGAGAAGCAGUUUGAUGAGUUGGAGAUCUUUGAUGGGCCAUCUGGACAGAGUCCGUUGUUGGUGGCUUUGAGUGGGAAUCACUCCACACAACUGAACUUCACUAGCAAAACAAACCAGCUUUACCUCAGAUGGUCAACCGAUCAUGCCACCAGCAAGAAAGGCUUCAAAAUACGCUACACAGCUGCAUACUGCAGUGUAAAUGAUCCACCAAAAAAUGGAGGGGUGAUCAACAGGUUGAGGGACCGACCGGGCAGCAGACUCCAGUAUUACUGCAAUGCUGGAUACAGGCUUGUUGGGCACAGAAAUGCCACUUGCAGACUUCAUCCCAACGGCCUUUAUCAAUGGGACAAUCCAGCUCCAUUAUGUCAAGCUGUAUCUUGCGGCGUUCCAGAUUCUCCUGCUAACGGCUCGUUCCAUGGCUUCCAGUAUACAGUGGGCAGUACAGUGCUGUACGAGUGCGAGGAGGGCUACCGGCCUGACACGGGUAGCCUGCUCACGGCCGUCUGCCUGGAGGAUGGCUCCUGGAGCAAUGCCGUGCACCUUCCCCGCUGUUUACCGGUGCAGUGUCCUAACAUUGAGAGCAUGCUCUCUGAGCACAUGGUGUGGCGUCUCAUUUCGGGCUCGCUCAAUGAGUAUGGUGCACGAAUAAUGCUGAGCUGUUCUGCCGGCUACUAUCUUGGGGGCAGAAGGACCAUCAAAUGCUUAGCUAAUGCAACCUGGGAGGGGCUAGAGGACAAGUCCACCUGCAAGAUGAUCUCCUGUGGAAAGCUUCCAUCUCCUCCUAAUGGCAAGAAGAUGGGCACCCUGACUAGCUUUGGUGCCACAGCUAUAUUCAUGUGUAACACAGGGUACACAUUAGUGGGCUCACACGUGAGGGAGUGUCAGGCCAACGGCCUCUGGAGUGGAGUCGAGACUAAAUGUCUGGCUGGUCAUUGCGAUUCCCCUGAUCUGAUCGUUAACGGCCACAUCAGUGGUGAUGGAUCGAGUUACAGGGACACGGUUGUUUAUCAGUGCAACCUGGGCUUUCGACUCAUAGGGACGUCGGUUCGAAUAUGCCAACAAGACCACAGGUGGUCAGGGCAGGCGCCAGUGUGUGUUCCCAUAACCUGUGGCCACCCUGGGAACCCUGCUAAUGGUCGAACAAACGGCAGUGAAUUUAAUCUCAACGAUGUGGUGAACUUCACCUGCAACACAGGCUAUUUGUUGCACGGUGCAUCCAGAGCGCAGUGUCGAAUGAACGGACAGUGGAGCAACCCACUUCCUAUGUGCAAGGUGGUAAACUGCUCUGAUCCAGGCUUUGUGGAGAAUGCCAUUCGUCACUCUCUACAGCGCUACCCCGAGAGCUUCAAUUACAGAAACACGGUGAUGUAUCACUGCAAGAGGGGCUUCUAUCUCCUCGGCUCUUCCGUCCUCACCUGCCGCUCAAAUGGCUUCUGGGACAGAUCACUUCCUAAGUGCCUUUCUAUAUCCUGCGGUGAUCCUGGCACACCGCCAUUUGCUGACAUGUCGGGCCAGAAGUUCACCAACAGAGCCGUGGUCCAUUACACCUGCAGCAUGGGCCGAACUCUGGUGGGGAACGGCACACGCCAAUGCCUAGAGGAUGGCCGGUGGAGCGGCUCACCACCCUACUGCUCAGGUGAUAAUCCGGGAUUCUGUGGUGAUCCAGGAUUUCCUCCUCAUGGUUCUCGGCUCGGGGAGGAGUUCAAGCAUAAAAGCCUCUUGAGGUUCACAUGUGAGGCGGGUUACACACUGAUCGGAUCAUCAGAGCGCACCUGCCUGCAGAACGGCUCCUGGAGCGGCACCCAACCUGCGUGUGAAGCUGUAUCCUGUGGAAACCCGGAAACGCCAGCCUACGCCAAGAUCAUAUUCAGCGACGGCAUUCUGUUCUCCAGCUCAGUGACGUAUGCCUGUUGGGAGGGCUACAAGACCUCCGGCCUCACCACUCGUCAUUGUACCACCAACGGGACCUGGACCGGCUCAGCACCAGAGUGCAUCGUUAUCAGCUGUGGAGAUCCAGGUCCAAUCGCAAACGGAAUUUACAUCGGAAAAGAUUACACAUUUAACAAAACCAUCCACUAUUCCUGUAACCCUGGAUAUAUCAUGGAGCCCCCCGGCUCGUCUACACUGCGCUGCAGCAAAGAUGGCUCUUGGAACCAGACCAUGCCGAGCUGCAGAGUGAUCAUGUGUGGUCAGCCACCAUCUAUCCGCUACGGCAGAGUGGAGGGCUCAGAUCUUCAGUGGGGCUCCAGUGUUACCUACAGCUGCUUUGAAGGAUAUCAGUUGUCUUCUCCUGGAAUAGCAACAUGUGAGGGGAACGGCACAUGGCGGGGUGAAAUCCCUCAGUGUUUGCCUGUGCUAUGUGGGGAUCCAGGCACCCCUGCAGAAGGUUACACAGAGGGUCGACACUUCACUUACAAAUCAGAGGUGUCAUUUUACUGCAGACCACCGUUCCUGCUGGUGGGCUCCUCCAGAAGAGUUUGUCAGGCUGACGCUUCCUGGAGUGGAAUACAGCCUUCUUGCAUUGAUCCAGCAAACAAUGCAUGUACGGAUCCCGGAACCCCAGCGUAUGGAAUCCCGGUGCAGGCUCAGGGAUUUGAGGUCGGAAGUAAGAUUUUCUUCAGAUGUCGGAAAAAUUAUCACAUUCUUGGCUCAACAACGAGAACAUGUUUAGAAAAUUUAACGUGGAGUGGGAUGCAACCAGAGUGUGUUGCACAUGCAUGUAGGCAGCCCGAUACGCCUUCUCAUGUAGAUGUGAAGGCUAUAGAUCUGCCCACACUAGGCUAUACGCUUAUGUAUACGUGUCAAGAUGGCUUUUACUUAUCUGGAGGAUCUGAACACAGGACCUGCAAAGCGGAUGGGAAGUGGUCAGGAAAACCACCAGUCUGCAAAGUUGGACCAAAAAUAACAAGCAAAUCAAGUGAGGAUUCAGACCUGCAGAAAAACAAGAUUCGUGUUCCAGCAGAUGUGUUCUCAUUGAACUCUGGUUGGGCUGGAUUCUAUGAGUAUCUGGGAAAGAGACAAGCUGCCACAAUAUCAGUCAGUGCGUUCAACGCCUCCACCAGCAGAGUCAACGUCACACUUCUAGAGCAGAGCGGAGUGCAGAUUAAACUCUCUGGAACUUACAAGAAAGAAGAAAAUCAUCUACUGUUGAAAGUUUACCAGAUAAGAGGACCAACAGAAAAAUAUUUUAGCAAAUUCAAAAACGAUAACUGGGCAAUGGAUGGAUAUGUGACGGCAGAAUCAGAGAAGAAAAUGUUUGUUUACCAAGGGCACAUACACAGCAAGGAUUUUGGAAAGUUUCAAUUAACAAGACAAGGUCUAAUUACCACAGAUAUGGAUUCGUCGAAUCCUUACUAUGGCACAAACAGCAGCUCGGUGGCAGCUGCCAUUCUAGUGCCCUUCUUUGCUCUCAUUUUAUCAGGGUUUGCCUUUUACCUCUACAAACAUAGGGCACUAUCACAUGGCACAGAUGACAUUGAGAGACCCAAAGACCUGGCCGACUCCAGAACAAGACCAAAAGUCCAGUACAACGGAUACGCGGGACACGAGAACACCAAUGGGCAAGCUUCAUUCGAGAAUCCCAUGUACGAUACAAACAUGAAGCCGACAGAAGCAAAGGCUGUGAGGUUUGAUACGACCCUCAAUACAGUCUGCACAGUAGUAUAGCCUUCGGUAUCAGCUGUGGACUGACACGCUGCUCUUCCUCAGAGAGGCGGGUACCAGACGCCAAUGCUCCUUUAUGACUGACUACACUUUGCUAUGCGGACUUUUAUCACAAGCUCUUACUAUGGACGACAAACAAAUGAAAACGAUGACUAUUUUUUAUCAAAAUCAAACAAAAAACAUCAAAGAAACAAGACUUUCAAAGAACAAAACUCAGAAGUGUGGUCAACAUUCUUUCUGGGAUCUGUACCGUACAUGGCACUUAAAUUAUGUCCCCCCUCUCUCCCCUUUCGCUUUUGUCUUGUUUUUUUGUUGUUUUUUUUUUUUUAACGUUUCCCCACGUUAAGAAGAGACAUCCUGGGAAAGAUACUCAAGUGUCUUUGAAUGCCACAAAAUUGUCGACACCAUGCAUUUUCUUCAGUGAAGACAAACCACAAAAUGCGAACGCAACUGGACUAUUGUGGCUUAGCACACUUAAUCGAGAUCUUCGAACAACGGGGUGAAAAAACAAAAGUCAAAAUGAGACGUUAAUCUCUGGGUUGCAGACAGAACUCUCAACCAUUGUGUUGAAAAACGAGAAACACUUUAUAUCGCACAAAUUUUGCACUAGUAUGAAACGGAUAUGGAAUCAGUGUAUUGAAAGAAACAAACAAAUUGAAAACAAUAAUAUACAGGGUUUUACAGACCAUAUGUAUAUAAACAUUUAAACCCAUAUCCAUAGAGAGCAUGAAGUCACUCUACGGCUAUCAAGAGACAGGCUGAAUUUAUUUUUGAAAUUACAUUCUGUUUAUGUUUACAAAGGUGAUAAGGACACAAUUGAACCUUUUGUCUUUAAAAUCCACAUUUUUCAUUUUGUUAUGAUGAUUUUGGAUUGCUUUUUAAUGCAAUCACAUAGCACGUCAUGCACGUAUGUUUAUGAUUUCUUCAUGGCAUGUCUGGUUUAUGGCUUUGAAUAGCAUAAACGUAAAUGCUCUGAAAAAUUACAUUUCAUCUUUGAGUUCAAAUCAUAGCUUUGCUCACCAGUUUCCUUUCAUUACGUAUUAAAAUAUACCUCUUGUGCAGAAGAAGAUUUUUUGAUUUAUUUCAUUUCUCUUCUAUGUGUGGAUGCCUAUACAAGAGUGAUCUGAGCCCACAAGUUGAUGCAUUUGUCCAUUUCUUCUUUUUUAUACCUGUAUGAGCCAGUGUAUAUCCUCGCUACACCCCCAGACCCCGUCUGAAAACAAAAUCAGUGGGGUUAAAAUCGAACUUACUCGAAGAAACACUGCCUUAUUAGAUUCAGAAGCAUGACCGGGCCAUACCGGUUUCCAGUGGCCCAUAUCAUUACUUUAUUAACCGAGUUUAAGAGCGUAGGGCUUCUGGGGUGCAUAUUCACUGUGAUUUAAAUGUCAUGACCUUGCUGACUUCAGUGCAUGUGCUAAAAACUGUAAGUGCUCCCAUUUUUCCAUGUGAAAUAAUACCUGAUGCCUGUUUUUUCAAUGUUACCAUAUGCACUCGCGUGCUACACAUCAACGGCUUUUUAGCAUAAAUGUGCACAAUGAUAUCGUUGUAGAUUUGCUAUUGGAUAUCAAAUAUCAAUUUCACAUUGAUUGUAUUUUCAAUCUUAAGAACGUUUUUUUGUUUCCAAAUGCAUUUCAACAUUUUCCGAUGCAUCAUGCUGUCAAACUUUGUUUCGUGUGUUUGUGUGUUUGAUGAGCCGAAUGGUGGGUGGUUUAAUUCUUCUCACACUGCAAUCCAUCAUGCCUUUUCUCAGGCUUGCUGCAAUACUGUUUUUUGUUUGGUUUGGUUUGGUUUCUCACUGUAAAAUAGUUUCGCGACUGUCGAGCAACAUUCGUGCUACUUGCCAUUCUCGUUCAUUUAUUCAUUCAUGUGCUGCUGACUUGAAGUAGGUGCAAAAGAUGUUUUUGUACAGAAAUCUAUUUUUUAUGCAGAAUUUGUAAAAUUAUUAAAUAUGCUGUACUUUUUUUGAUUAAAUGUAGGUAAAAUUGUUAAAAAUGUUUUUACUGUAUAAAAAUGUAAAUUAAUUGUUUAUCUACCUAUAAGUAUAUAUCUAUGGUUUAAAAUUUUCCAACAAAUGUCAAUAUGUACGAGCUUUUAUGAAAUAUUCAGCUCGUAUGUGUUCUUUGACGUGAGAAAAAUGAUGAACCCUAGAGAACUGUACUGCAGAUUGUUAAAUUACAAAUAUUUUGAAAAGUAUUUACUUGAGAUAAAUAUUAAAC
Myxocyprinus asiaticus (Chinese sucker) is the source of this 13001-nucleotide messenger RNA. RefSeq names its product CUB and sushi domain-containing protein 1-like. NCBI's taxonomy places the organism in Eukaryota, Metazoa, Chordata, Actinopteri, Cypriniformes, Catostomidae. The record is from RefSeq and is a predicted model, not a curated record. The transcript has 71 exons. The coding region runs from base 1 to 10788 and encodes 3595 amino acids.